UCCCGAGAGUCUCAAUUGGCUGUCCCCGGAAAGUGUUCGUGUUGGUUUACACUUCUUUCUCAUGCAUACAUACUCCGUUUCUUUCUUUCUUUCCUCCCUAGAAUCCACCACUUUAAUUAAUCCGAAUUAAUUAGCAAAAUAUUACUCUUUACAAAGCUUACCCCCCCACCCCCUUCUUCUUUUUUUCUUUUCAUUCGUACAUAAUCUUGAAUUUAACACCAUGCAGAAAAGUUGAAAAAAUUGAUUCAGGUUCACAUAAUCUCGAAUUUUCUUUUCCUGGGUAGGUAUUAUUUUCAUCAUUCACUUUCGGUGUCGCGUUUCUGGGUUGUUUCGAUCCAUUCUGCCACUUUUGGCCGCCCCCCAAUUCGUCUCUCUCUCCUGUUAGAUAAGUGCACAUUCUAAAGCUUUUGUUCUUCUGUAUCUUAUCACGAGGGGGGAGCAAACGGAGGUAGGUCCCUAAUUGCAAUUCAUGGGUGUAUCUGAAGACAUUGGAGCCGAUGUCAGGGUUUUAACUACUGUGCUACAUAUUGAUGCUGAUUUCAAGUGUUCAAAUUGAAGGCCAAAGGGAACAGUAUAUGUUUGGAUUUUUUGAAUGAGCGGGUGGAGAUUUCUUGUCUGAUUAUCUUUUGAGAUUACUUGGGUCUUGGGGUUCUUAUUGGUUCUGUUAAACAUCUUCUGUAAUGGAUCCUUUCAUGAUUGAUGCCAAUGGGUUGGACGACAGUUCGGAUAUAGAAGUUGAUGAGAUAAGGGGAGAGAAUAUAGCAGAGAAAGAUGUGAGUGAUGAGGAGAUUGAAGCAGAAGACUUGGAAAUGCGAAUGUGGAAAGAUCGUAUCAAACUCAAGCGGAUCAAGGAAAGAGAAAAACUCGCAGCCCAAGAAGCCGCGGAGAAGCAGAAGCUCAAGCCCAAGCAGAUCUCCAAUCAGGCUCAGAGGAAGAAAAUGUCCAGAGCUCAGGAUGGGAUACUGAAGUACAUGUUGAAGCUCAUGGAAGUUUGCAAAGCCCGAGGAUUCGUGUACGGGAUCAUUCCCGAGAAGGGUAAACCGGUGAGUGGUGCAUCGGAUAACGUCAGGGCUUGGUGGAAGGAGAAGGUGAAGUUUGACAAGAAUGGGCCAUUAGCCAUAGCGAAACAUGAAGUGGAGGCUCUUGCCAAGGACAAGGGGAAUGGUUCCCAGAAGGGAAAUUCCCAAAGCUGUCUUCAAGAUUUGCAAGAUGCGACUUUAGGGUCGCUUUUGUCCUCUUUGAUGCAACACUGCGAUCCGCCUCAGAGGAAGUACCCUUUAGAGAAGGGUGUUCCCCCGCCUUGGUGGCCAUCGGGGAAUGAAGAAUGGUGGGGGAAGAAACUGGGGCUACCCAGAGGCCAGAGCCCUCCGUAUAGGAAGCCUCAUGAUUUGAAGAAGAUGUGGAAAGUGGGAGUGUUGACUGCCGUGAUAAAGCACAUGUCGCCUGAUAUUGCGAAGAUCAGGAGGUUGGUCAGAAAAUCAAAGUGCUUACAGGACAAAAUGACUGCUAAGGAGAGCUCACUUUGGUUGGGGGUUUUGAGCCGCGAGGAAUCUUUCAUCCAGCAGCCGAGCAGUGACAAUGCGACAUCUGGCGUAACCGAGGGUGGCCGUAGUGGGAAGAAGAAACCUUCUGUUGAUAGUGAUAGUGACUAUGACGUUGAUGGUGUUGAUGAUUGUGUGGGUUCUGUAUCAUCUAAAGAUCAUAGGAGAGAUCAGGCACUAGACGUGGAGCCAUCUAGUCAACCUCAAAAGAUGAAACACCGUUCUUUGCGGGAUAAAGAGCGACCGAGAAGAAAAAGACCAUGCGUGGAACCAAGCCCUGGUGAUCAAAAGGCUGCACCAUCUUCUAGCGAAGAUAUAAAUGUCGAGUUACCAGAAUUAGCAUUUGACCAAAACCCCACCCUUCAACCUGCCAAUGUGCUACCCAGCCAGAACGUGUUUGCUAACGGCAUGCCCUUGCCAUAUCCAGUGGUUCAAGAGAAUGAGUUGCAUCACGGGUCUCUGGAUUCUCGAUUGCCCAAUGAAACUCCAAAUGACAGGCUGCUUAAUGGUCAGAAUUAUGGGUUGCUACAAACUGCUCAGUUGAAUCAUGACCCUACUUAUGAUCUUUAUCAUCCAUCACUGGAAUUUGGGCUUGGUGGUGUUGGACACCAGACCCAGGCGGGAUUUCAUGAACCAUGGGUUCGGGCAGGGGAUUCUGGAGUCAAUGCACCGGCACUACAUAGGAAUGGAAAUGAUAUAUCUGGAGAUAUGCACCAGUAUUUGACAGGCACCCUUCCGAACGAGCAAGAUAGACCUUUUGCGAAUCCCUUAGGGUCUCCAAUCAACGGCAUGUUGGCAGAUUAUGGAGGUUAUAACGGCUAUCUUAGCGGGAUUGAUGACAUGGUUUCAUUCAAUGAGAUAGAGACUCUUUUCGACGGUGACAUUUUGUCAUACUGUGGAGCCUAGCUCGUCAAAAUUUGGAUACUGCAAAUAUGGGGUGCUUGCUGUUGAACUAAGUCGACGUUUUUCUCUCUUUCCGGCUGUUGCGCGUGCUGGUGUUGUUCAUGCAUCGCCAGUCCAUAACUGUAAGUUAUGACCUCAAUACUAAAUGUUUCCUGUCAGCAAACUGUUUCGAGAUUCUUUGGGUUAAUGGUGCCCCUUCAUUAUGUUCUAGUGAGGCUUCUUGAUCACUUCAUGUAAAUGAGCUAGUUUUCUGAUUGGCAAAAUAGAAUGGUGACCUUCUUUUGCUCAUUUCUAUUGAUAAGGUUGAAACUAGAACCGCUUCAACUUCAGAAGCUUUAUGUCAUCAGUUUCCAUUCUACGCUGUUUUCUACUUGUUCUGGUCCGAUGGAGACAUAUGUUGCUGAAACUGGGAAUAAUUUGACAGAGCCAUUUAUUGUGCCGGAUUUCGCAGCCAGUUCGGUUUUGCCAACCUUGCCACCCACCCAACCAGAACUGAUUUCCCCUCCCUCGUCUCAUCCUUUAAGGGGGGAAAUUGCGCGUGCCAAUUAGCACCAAACAUAUCCAAAUAUUGCUAAUUUUUGGCUUUCAUUGUUGCAUGUCGCAUGCCAAAAAAUGGCUCCGGUGUAGUCAUUUUGAUACUCUCUUUUUUGGGUAAAUUUCAUUUUGAUACUUGCUCUAAUAGAAACGUACAGUUGAUUCCAUAUAUGAGUUGAUCUUUUUGUCAUUCCCUAGCUCAGGUAGCUAAUACCUAUGUAAAAAAUUUGUGAGAAUAUGUGGAAAAAGUUUGAAAUGUGUGACAUAUAUGUGAUGAAGUUUCAGUUUAUUUCGUACUCUUUUUUUU
Rhododendron vialii is the source of this 3285-nucleotide messenger RNA. Its product is annotated as ETHYLENE INSENSITIVE 3-like 3 protein. The record is from RefSeq and is a predicted model, not a curated record. Gene Ontology annotation, cellular component: nucleus. The transcript is spliced from 3 exons. NCBI's taxonomy places the organism in Eukaryota, Viridiplantae, Streptophyta, Magnoliopsida, Ericales, Ericaceae. Gene Ontology annotation, molecular function: DNA binding; DNA-binding transcription factor activity. Bases 681 to 2447 code for a protein of 588 amino acids.